This is a messenger RNA of Drosophila ficusphila, 13206 nucleotides long. RefSeq lists its product as uncharacterized. Lineage: Eukaryota; Metazoa; Arthropoda; Insecta; Diptera; Drosophilidae. The record is from RefSeq and is a predicted model, not a curated record. Gene Ontology annotation, molecular function: lipid carrier activity. Gene Ontology annotation, biological process: lipid transport.
GUUCGUUGAAUAAAUAUGUUUCCAUAUGUAAUCUGGUCCAACUGCAUCUGGAUUGAUUUGAUCGACAAGGAGAAGCCCAAGAUGGGCGCAUCGAAGUCUCUGACGGCCUUUGGGUUGUUCCUGCUCAUCGCACACACUCAGGCUCUGAGAGAAAAUCCUUUAAAGGACCCCCGCAUCUGCGGUCGGCCGCAGUGCGAAGUGCCAAAUCCGAAGUUCAGUUACGGUGAUCAACUGUACAAAUAUGAUUACACGGUGGUUGUGCGCACCGAGUUUGCAGGAUCCGGUGACAAUAGUUCCGAUCUGCUGCUAAAUGCCAACUUGGAGAUAUUUUUCCCCAAAACCUGCGAAGGCUACUUAAGGAUAACUGGUGCCAAGUUGUACGACAAAGUGGAUGAGAAUGGAGCGUCCAGCGAUUCCUCCACUGAAAAACCAAAGGACGUGUACGAUUACUACGACACUUUGGGCAGUGAUGAGUCCGAUUCGGAAACCUUGGAAACCCUUCACCCGAAGAGCAUGAGUCUGCACGGGGAUCUCACCCAGAAUGUGUUGCGCUUCUCCUUCCACGAUGGUCUCAUUAGUGAGGUUUGUCCUCAAGCGCAGGAAACCGCCUGGGUGCUCAACAUCAAAAAGGGCAUCCUGUCCGCUUUUCAAAACACCAUGAUGCGAUUCGAUGUCGACUCGAACACAACCGAAACUGAUGUUUCCGGAGAGUGCCAGGUGCAGUAUGCUCUGGAGGACACCGACAGUGUUCACGUCAAGAUCCGCAAGACGAAGGACAUCAACUCCUGCCGGCAGCGCUAUGCCACCCACUCGGUUCUGCAGACCACUCCCUACACCUUCCGCGAUGACAAGACCAUUUGGCCCAUUCUCAAAUCGCAGAGUUACUGCAACCUAACCGUUGACAACAAUGUUUACCGCGAAAUAAGUUGUCUGGAGACUCAUCUUUUGGUGCCUUUCUCCAAUGCAAGUUCUGGUGCCCUGACCACCAGCCGAAGCCUUUUGAAACUCAGAAAUGAGGAGCCUUACAGCGUCGGAGAGUUCUUAGAGCAAAUUUCCGAGUUCGUCGACCGACGAGCCACUUUGGUCUUUGAUCACACACCUCCGGUGAAACCUUCGCAUGAUGAGAUUACUGCUGCCCGGGAACUUCUGGUGCAAAUGUGCGCAGUUGGCUUCCCGAAUAUCCAGCGCGAGUUCAUCGAUGUCUUUACCAACUUUCUGCAGACCGCCAAGAGCCUCAAUUACAAGACUUUAUCUGUGCUGCUUCAGCGAUCUGCCAGCACCUGUGAACAGGGCAAAAACCACGUUUUGGAAUCCCUACCCUACAUCGGCAGCUCAGCCGCUUACAAGGUGAUGCGGGAUCAAAUCAUCGAUGGAAAAGUGAGCAAGGAAAAGGCCCACGACUGGAUGACCUCCCUGUCCUUUAUCCCACGCCCCGAUGAGGAGACCCUGGAAACCUUUCAAACGAUUUUGGUUUAUGCCAAGAACAGAUUGGACCCGGAAUACACUUUGGGAGCCACCGCGGUGGUGCACAGCUUCUGCAAACACCACGAGAACUGCGAAGAGAAUCUGCGAGUGCAGGAAAUCAUCAAUCUGCUGGAGACCGAGUUCCUCAAUUUGUACAACAUCUUCAAAGGAGAUCGUCGCUCCCGUGAGCGCAUGGUGAUUCUGCUCAAGGGGUUGGGAAACAUUGGAGUGAUUUCACCCGCCUUUGCAGAGCAACUUCAGUGGAUUAUUCGCGAUGGUGAAUCGCCAGUGGAUAUUCGUCUUCAGGGUAUUUUGGCCUUCCGACGAGUGGAUUGUUCAAGAUAUCGCAGCUUCUUCCUGGAGAGCUAUGCCAACUACACUCUGAAUUCGGAGCUGCGAAUUUACAGCUACCUGCAAGCCAUGAGAUGUCCCGACUAUAUAUCCGUUGGAUCAAUAAAAUCUGUGCUGGAACACGAGCAAAUCAAUCAGGUUGGAUCCUUUGUUUGGUCGCAUCUCACCAACUUGGCCAAAUCGAAUUCCCCCGUUCGCAUCGAAGCCCAAGGACUUUUGCUGAAUGAUGAACUUUCGGAACGCUUUAAAAUGGACAUUCGCAAGUUUUCGAGAAACUACGAGCACAGUUUGUUCUUUGAUGAAUAUAAUUUCGGAACCACUACAGAUGCGAAUGUGAUUUUCGGCACCGAUUCUUAUUUGCCACGAAUUGCAAGUCUAAACUUUACAGCUGAUCUCUUUGGUCAGUCGGUUAACUUCUUUGAGUUUACUGCUCGAGCUGAAGGAUUGGAAGAGUUGGCUGCGAAUGCCUUUGGACCCAAAGGUCCUUUGAGCGGAGAACUGCUGCGAAAGAAGCUUUCGUUCCUCAAUCGCUGGUUGGGCAACGAAAGUGCCGAAGAGGAUGACACCCUGGAAAAUCUGCUUAGUCUGGACAAUCUGCGAUUGAAAAGGAAGGCCCAGAAACACGAUGCACAUGAGCAUUUGGACGAUGAUGACUACGAAUAUGAGGAGUCCUUGGAGGAUCCUAAGAAACACAAGAGGGAUGUCAGCACAGCUCGCAAACAGGAAAUCGACCGAAACGUGGACAGUCUUGGCUACAAACUGAAGUACGACUACAAUAACCCAAGGGCACAGUUUGGCUUCCGGGUUUUCGGCAACGAUCUGCAGUACUACAAUGUGGAGUCCAUGGUGGAGGUGAUGGCUUUGGCCGCCAAGUUCAAUCCCUUCCAGCAAGCCAAGACUGUGCUCUCCGGCAGGGAGUUCACCUACACGAAAUCCAGAGUUUUUCUGGAUGCCUCGUAUACGGCUCCUUUGGCAGUUGGUCUGCCAUUGGCAAUACAUGCUUUUGGAGCUUCUUCGGUGGAUCUACGAAUCAGUGGUAAUCUCGAUCAGAUGGAACCACCCACCGACUGGCACUUCGAUGUUCAAGGGAGAUUCAAACCCUCCGUUUCCGUGGAUGUGAUCACCACCAUGCAGACGGACAUGUUCUGGGAUCAAUCGGGCAUCAAGGUGAAGAGCAACCUGUACUCCAACUCGGAACUGGAGGCCAAGCUGAAGGUGCGCGGUCGCAAUCUCGUGUCGUUCUCCUUCAAUCUUCCCCAGGAUCAGAACGAAAUCUUCAGCAUUCGAUCCGAGUUGCUGGUGCAAAAGGGAGAGAAGCAGCUGCCCCAAACGGGAAUCGAGAAGAGGAGUGCUAAUUCCACCUGCACUUGGCCCGUUCUCGAUCAGGCAAUUGGAUUGCAGAUGUGCUCCCACUACAGUGUUCCCGAUUUGAGCAACGCCACUGAAAUUUACCCGAGUCUCCUGCUGGCAGGACCUCUAAACUUCAGCCUGAUCCUUAAGAAAUCCGAUCUGAGUGCCAAGAAGUACGUGUUCGAGUACAAGUGGGAUCAACAGGAAGUGGACAACAACUUCUCGCUGGUGUUUACUACUCCGGGAUCGAAGGUUCCGCGAGUUUUGGUUGCAAAUGUGACAAAGGUAACCGAUGCCUUCAAUGCCUCCGUGGCUUUUGUGAAUGGACCCAACCGGGUAUCCGCUGGAUGCAGCUACGAUGGAAAUCCUGACUUCCAACGAUUGGAUGUUUACCUCGAUACGAAUGGAAAUCGAUCAUUGGAUUUGGGAAUGGAGUUGCGAAGGCACCAGGACUUCACCGCCUGGAUCUACAAUCCCCGAAUGCUGCUGGCCAUUAAUGGAGUCAAUAUCACCGGUCUGGCGGGAACUGUGAAAGUUAACGAAAAGAACGGAAUAAAGCAACACGAUGUGGAUCUGUCCUUUGAGACCAAAAAGCUGCAGGCUGUGAUCAAGGGAAAUAUCGUCCAAAGCGAGAUAACCACAUCCACCAACAUGACCGUCAAAUAUAGGUUCCAAGCAAACAAGAUUGAGGAGAUUAACUUUGCCGGCAAGCUGGUGAACAAUGGCGACAAAACUAAGACUGAGUACCGAGGCAACAUGAAACUGCAGACCUCGGCUUAUCCCAAACUAAACUUUGCAUCGGAUGUUACUUGGCUCAGUCUGCAGGGCCACACUGAAGGCAUGAUCACCUACAACAAUGCACCGGAUUAUAUUAAUCCCAACUAUACGAGUCUGCUUCGAUUGGUCUUUGCUCGUUCAAAUUCAGAGGAUUCCAUUCUGGAGGGAUCAAGAACGCGGGCCAGUUUGGAACUGAAGCUUCCCAGAUCGAAGAUUGACUACCGCAUUUCGGUUAAGCACGAAGAACGCAGCAAGAAUGGCACCGAACACAAUGUGAUCGUGGGUUUGAAGUACGCUCCUGAAAAAGAGGUCACUGGUCUGUUUUCCGUACAUUUGCCCAGACGGAGUCUGUUUGCCAUUGAUGCCUACAUGAAUGUGACUGUACCGGAAUUCAAUUCAUGUACGGCAAUCCUGAAGGUCAACGAAAAAGCCACCAAGGACUACAUCAUCUUUAUUAAUGGUUCCUGGUUCACUGGACACUCUGUGGCCAUCAAGGCCAACUACAAGGACCGCAGCUCGCGAGUUCAGGCCCUCCAUCACCUCAAGAUGAUUGUGGAGAGUCCUUCCUUCGAAGCGACCUCUCUUAACAUUGUGUACCGCCGCAACCAGCUGGUGAUCUUCUACGAUCUGCAGGCCAAGUACGGCAAGGAUCCCUAUGGCCUAACAAUCCAGUAUGCAGCCAAUGCCCAUAAUCGCAACUCGAAUGCGGAAAUUCGAUUGAAGGUCAAGGAACGUGACUACUGGAUUAAUGCGAAGCUUUUGUCAGAGCAACCUAAGUUACUGCAGCUGGAAAUUCACUUGGAUAAAUUACGUGAUGUGCACAUCAAAGUUGGUCUGCUGAAUGUGAACAAGCGCAAGGAGCUCUCGCUGGAACUGAAGUGGGAUGCCAACCGAGAUCCCAGCCAGAGAUUGGGUCUAUUGGCUGAAUACAACUCCCCUGGAACGAAGCACUAUGAUGGAAAUGUGAUGAUCACCUAUCCGGAGAGAACCUUCAACUUUGGCUUUAAUGCUUUUACGGGAGGACCCAAGUACUUCGGCAAGGUUCAUGCCUCUUGGAGCAUCAAUGAUGUGAUUGAGUUCGAGUACGAGGCGGGUGUUCUUCCCGGGCAAACCAUCCACAAUUGGGUGAAGGCCGAGUUGAGAACUCCCUUCGAAAACUGGCGUACCAACAGCCUUGAUGCCGGCAUCUACAACCUCCACAAUCUUAUCCUGGUGAACUCCACGCUCUUCUGGGCAAACGACCAGAAGUUGCAGGUGGGCUACAAGAGCGAUUACCUCAUCAACGACCAACUGGUGAGCUUCGAUGUGCGAUUCGGCAUCAACAGCACAAUCCAGGACAUUCCCACGAUCAAUGUGAAGGUGGUGCAUCGGCAGGAUGUGCGGGAAGUGGAUACGGAGCUCUAUCUGGGAUACAGUGGUCAAAACGAGACUUAUAAGGCCUACAGCAUUGACUCCAGAUGGGAGAUCAAUCGCAACCAGCGCUACUCGAAUGUUUCUGGUUUGGUACAUUUGGUGAGUCCUUUCAAGGGUUACGAAAAAGGUGGCUUGGUGGCCCACUAUUCGCUUUUGGAUCAGCGAACGAUCAGUGGAGCGGCUGCCCUCAACUUUGACGUAAGGGAGUUCACCUUGACCAUGGAUGGAUAUGUAAAGAAGUUCACCGAUAAUAUGCUGACCAUUAAUAUCACCACUCCCCUGGAGAAAUUCCGUACGAUCAACGCUCGAUUUGGGUUGAAUGAGAAGAAACGUCAUGCGGUUGCGGAGGUUAGGGCUCCCACAGCAGCUCUUGGAGUGGAAGCCUUGGCAGAUAUCAAGAACCUCCUGAACUUCGAUCUCAAGCUCAGCAUAGCCACACCCAUUGAGAGCUUCCAACAGGCGGCGGUGUUCGCUCUUUUCAAUCCGGAACGCGUUGACAUGCGGGGAUUGUGGAACAACGCUACCCUUGGAUUUACCGGAGUGUGGCAUAUGGCAAAUGCCACGGACUUCGAGUACUCCUACCUGGUAUUCACACCACUGGCUGGCUUCGAGGAGAACGGUUUCAUUGUCCAGCUGCUGAAGAGGGAUGAGUUCGUCUUCCAACUGCAUGGCAAGUUGUCCCACUACAAGUUGGGUGUGAAGAUCAAGGGGAAACCAAAGUCUGCCUUGGUCAAGGAGCUGGGCAGCAACAAGAUGGCCUUGGAGAUGCUCUACGAUGCGGACUUCCAGCCAACAAAUGCCGAUUUGGACUACAAACCCGAUCCCGAUGUGGAGUACUUUUCUUAUUUCACGGACUUCCAGGUGGACACUCUCGUUUGGCCCACCAUUGUUGGUAAUGUGGACAUUCAGGAGAUUGUUGACUUCUACUUGGUUGUGGGUCAAGUGGAGUUGCCUCAGGGCAACGUCGAGUUCAAGGAUCGCCUCCACUAUCCGGACUACAUUAAUAUACACAAUUUGCUGACCAUCACCACACCAUUUGCCGUGGCCAAGGACAUUAAGUCAAUAGUGGAGUACCACGUCGACUUGCACUUCAAUUCCUUCUACGAGCGUGUCAAGUUUGCAGUCAAGGAUGCUAAGGAUCAGGUUAAGGAGCUGGGUUUUGAGUUCAACUACACCAAGCUCCAGGACAAUGUGAAGCCCAAGGCGCACGAUGUCCAGCUCAAGUUGAUCACACCCUACGAACUGCUCAACGAGAUUGACAUCCAUGGACGUCUGGAGGUGGAUGAAAAUGCCUACAAGGGCAACAUCAGCUCAACCACAGCCCACACUCGACUCUCGAUGGCCGCCUCCGUGGAGAACGAGGACAACUUCUUAGAAACCGCAGUGGGCAUUCUGUUGGAGACCGAUGUCAUUCCCCACUAUGCCUGCCAGGUUUACUUUAAGAAAGACUUUUCAGCCGUUGACAACUCCAUUGACAUUCGCUUUGAGGUCACCGACAAUGGAACACUUAACCAGAUCCACAUUUCGACAGACUGGCACACGCAUUCCUCCUACAUCGUAAAUGCCAACGGAAGGAUCCGAACCACAAUGCUGCCACUCCAGCAGGCUUCGUCUUCGGUUCUGGUCACCAAGGGUCAGAAUCCCCAGCUGAACUUCGAUCUUAACUUCCUGAGCCAGGAUGGCCAGAGCAUUUCCUACGGAACGCGUGCCAACAAAAAGAAGGAGGUGUUCAACAUCGAAGUGUGGACUCCGCUGAAGAACUUCCGAAACAUUUCCAUGCACGGAACCUUCGUUAAAAAUCCUCGCGAUGCUGAGCGCUACGAUGUGUCAGGAUUCCUGUACAGAAACAUGGCCACUUAUGGUGUCACAGGAGCUGUUCGCAUGGCCAAUACCCUGCCCAUCGAUGUCACUCUGAGGGUUCAACCCAAAGCUGGCGGCAGAGACGGUGUGAUUGAGUUGAAUAUCAAUGAGGCUGGCCCGAAAAAGAUUCGCUUCUCGUUUAGCGCCAUUGAAAAUGGCAAGAUGUGCCAGAUUUCAGGAGGUUACAGUGUCGCCGAAAGCAACGGAGCAAUGGACUUCUCAGUUUUGGUUGAGAGCACCGAGCCGGACAUUGCCCGCAUUAACUUCUACGGAAGUUUGAAUCCCAGCUCGAGGGGUUCCCUAGUGGGUGACCUCAACUUGGAGACCCCCUGGAAGUCGCUCGGCAUCGAUUCGGUGCACCUGCACUCGGAUGUGGGAAUUCGCAGCGAUGGCGGCGAUAUAAAGGGCGAGUACAAGAUCGGUCAGUACAUCGGACGCGGUAGUUGCCUAUGGUCAUGGAUCCUGGGGGAGAAUCUGCAGCUGGUGCUGGAGAGCUACCUGGAGAGACCGAAUAGCCGGCCGAGAAUCGUUCACGCCAGUGCCAAGUACUUGAAUCCCGGAAAGACAUACUCCCAACUGCAGGCUGGAGGUCGCCUGAGUGUUGAUUCCAAGUGGAACCUCGAUGUGAAUGGCAGUGCGCACUACACGUCUGUGGAUGAUUUCAACUUUAAGGUCAUCACCGAGUUGCCUUUACCGGUUGGCGAUCGCCAUCAGUUGAGUGGUAGUUACCAGGGCAACGUGAUCUCAAAGCAGUUCAUCGAUCCCGAUUUUGUGAUUGAGGCCAGCUACGAGGGUUUGGAGGCCCAGAACAAGUUGCUCUCACGACUUUCCUACCGCAAUGUCACCAAUAAUCUGAAGGGAGUGGGUCACGUGGAGUGGGGAAAACUAAACAGUCUGUCCACCGUCGAGGGAGACUUCGAGUUGCUCCAGAAGGCGGGAGCUCGUCGCGAGUUCUCUGCGAAGAUGAUCACCCCGAAGUUCAAGGAUGAGCACACUUUUGCUCUAACAGGACAGUAUGACAAGAAGAACGCCGACUACCACAACGUGGUGUGUGCCCUGAACUACCCAUCGAGUCGCCGAAUCACCGAUUUGGAUGUAUCUUUCAACACGCUGAGCAACAUGCACGGAAACUUCAACAGCACAAUGCCCUCGUUCCUCAACGUCAGUUGGUUCAAGACCGACUUCGAGUUCACCACCAAAAAUGCAAAGAGUUAUCGCUACUGUCGCUGCUUCUGGCCGCAGGACUCUGCCUACUUCAAGUUGAACAACAACUACGACAGCAGCAGCAACAACGCCGAUCACAACGUCAAUGGCAACAUAGAGAUAGAAGUUCCCUUGGCCACUCGCCAUCGGGCGGACAUCGUUUAUGGCCUGCAAAAGCGACGCAGCCAGGAUUCAGGAAGUGUCAAGGUCGUUUACAACGAGAAGCAGGUCCUUGACGGCAAGUACAAGCGGUUGGAGCAACAAAAGCAUCCCAUCUCCAAGGAGACCACGGAUAUCUCACUGGAGAACGAUGUGAAACCAUUGGGCAUUCACUAUGUCAGCACCCGGGAUGCCAGCGAUCCUGAAGGAUCCCAGGAUGUGAAGCAUUUGGAGGUUUAUGAGCUGAGGAAUACGCGAAACUUUAAUCUUACCGGUGAACUGCAUACUCGGGCCACUCUGAAGGCUCAGGACUUUAAGGUCGUGGCUAUUCAUCCCAAUCGAGCUGUGGUUCUGACCACCAAAUUCGAGGAUGUUAGUCCUGAAGUUAUCAGGCAGCACACAAAGUUGGAGUUAUCGGAGACCGCUUGGAUAGGAUACAACCUGGAACUGGGCAACUUCAGCAAGGUUAACAAUGAUUCGCAGAGCUUCGCCCUGGAAAUCUUCUACCCCAAGCGCAAUCUAUCCACAUCGGGUCAGUACUUCAUGACGGACACGCACUUCAACUCCGACCUUUCCUUCGAAUGGAAGGGCAACUACGACCUUCAGCCCAAGGUUAUCCAUAGUAAUUUGCAAUGGACGGCGGAACCUUUGCGUCGUGGAGAUCGGGAACACCGCACAAUUUCCCUGACAGUUGCACAUCCUCUUCUAGAAAAAGACAUUAGUUGCAAAGCGACUUACUACCGCGGAUUGCAGGAUCUCCUUAGAUCCCACCUGACCAUUGAAUACACCGACAAUCCAGAGCAACUCAUUGAGUUGGGUGCUUAUUUGAGGGAUCGUUUCAGUGAACUGGGACACACGAACUACACCUUCCAGUUGUACGGCAGACAUCCCGCUUCCGAGUUGGAUGUCCAGUUGAAUGGCACACUGGCAGCAAGGAACUCCUACUACAAGACGGAAUCCACUGCUCACUACAAGAGAGAUUUGUUCCCCGCGAGAUAUGGCAAAUUCCUGGCUUUACUCGAUGUGAAUAAAAGGGAAGUGGAAUACGAACGCGUAUCGCCUUUCCACACAGUGCGAUUACACCUGCUGCCCACUUUGCAAUAUCCCAUUUACGGUCUGAAUGCCACAAUCUGGGAUACUCCAGAUACAAAUCACUCGGGUUAUGUUUAUGUGGACUUACUGGAACGUUAUGCUCGAGCGGAUUUCAAUUUGACGGAGGAUGCCAGUCAGAAUCUGCAGAUGGUGGGCUACAUUCCUGAUACACGAAGUGCCUUCCUGGAUAUUUGGAGAAACUACGAGGAGAUCCGUGUCAUCGAUGUUAGUUCUUACUUGAAGAUGAAUCACUCUCGUUUGAUUACCGGCCGAUUCCAUUGGCGACCACCAAUCCGUCAAGAAGUUCGGGAGAAAAUCCAAUCCCUGGGCAAAUCGGUUUACAGCUCCUUCUCCGAAGGCAUCGACUUUUGGAUUAAGAACAUCUACACGGAAACCACCGAGUCAUUGGGCGUUGUUUGGACUACAGCUAAGGAGUAUAACAAGGACUUUAUCGACGACAUUGGCAGGUUGAAUGUUUUGGAGGAGGAUCUCGCCGAUCUGCGAUUGUUCGUGAACCAAUCCUAUGAAGCCAACGAUUUCUAUAUCAAGAACGUGGUUAACUUCACGCUGACCAUUCUGGAUGAGUUGGCCAUUAGAGAUCACAUUGAAUCGCUGCCCAUGAUCUUCUCGGAAUUGUGGCAAGCGAUGGGAGAUUCAGGAAAAGCGCUGCGAAACAGUGUUGUGUGGUUAAUCGAAACCAUUAAAACCACGUAUAACAAUCUAUUGGAUGCAGUAGCUCGAUUCUUCCAUGGCGAGAGUCUUACCUAUUUAUCUGGACUUUUAGAGAAGGGUAUUACCAAGUAUGACAGCUUCAUCAAGGAAUUGCAUAUCAAGUUCAUUAAAUACAUUGAAAACCUGUGGCACAAAACGUGGAACCUGGCGGAGAAUCACUGGAAGGCAGUCCUUAAACGCUUUGAACCACAUCUCUUCAAGAUGAUCAGCUUUAUAGAGACGACUGCCUGGAAUCUCAGCAAGGAGGUGUUCGAUUUUAUAUACAAACGCACCAAUGAACUGGCGGAAUCUCCGUAUUUCAACAAGGUUUCCAGUUUUACUGCUGAUGCAGAGCGACUUUACCGGGACUUUAUGGCCAACGAUGCCAUUACCAACAUCAAGAAGUAUACAACUUUGGCCUGGAACUUCGUCAAGGAGAAGUACUUCAAGUUGGUGCCCUUCGGUGCCGAAUUGAAUGAAGUUCUCACCGAAAUCUGGCAGGAAAUCAAGGAGCUGGAGAAAAUCGAACAAGUGCAGAUCAUGGUUCAGAAAUACUACGAAGUUGUGGCCAAAAUUGAUUGGGUUGCCGAUGAAUUCCAGCUGGAGCAUCGCCUUCAUCAGGUUUAUGGUUUGGUGAGGAAUAAGUUCCGCAAUUAUGCGUUGAAUGCCUUGGAAACCGCGGAUAUGUACAGGGAAGCCAAGACCAAGUUUGUUUUCGAUCCGGAAGUGGGCAUUAUCGAUCUGGAGCAAAAGUUACCCAUGUCCUGGCAUGCUUUCAAUGAAACACCCAAGUUCGAGGAGAUUCCCGAGUACCAGGUUCUGGCCAAGGUCCAAAGUUUCUUCAGCGAAACCAAUUCCUCGAUCGUCAUGAAGCUGUACAAUAUGAGGACGCAUCUGGAUCCCAAGACUUGGCUGCCGCCUUACUACUCUCGCGCCUUGCUUAUCGACUCGCGUCAUUAUAUGACCUUUGAUCAGCGUUAUGUAGGUCUGAAUCUUAACUUUGACGAGUUUGGAAAUGGACGACCCUAUUCACAAUGCAGUUACUUAUUAGCACAUGAUUUCUUCAAGCGAAACUUUACCUUGCUUCUGGAGCCAGCAAGCAAAUCCCUGGCUGGCCAAGGACUAACACGCAAACUGAGCUUCAUUGCCAACGAACAAUUGAUUGAAAUUGAUUUGGGAACAGAUCACAUAACCAUCAAUGGCAAUCCGCAACCCAUUUUGCCACUCAAAUUGGGCGCUGUGAAUAUCCACCGAGAUCUGGAUGUUCUUUCGAUUCAUUCGGACACCGAGUUCAGUUUGCACUGCAAUGUGCAAUUCGAUCUGUGUUGGUUUGAAGUGAGUGGUUGGUACUUUGCCAGAACAGCAGGAUUACUGGGAACUCUUAACAACGAACCAUACGAUGAGUACACCAUGUCGAACAGUGUGAUCUCCAAUGAAACUCAGCAAUUCACGGAUUCGUGGAGCCUGAAACAAUGCAAGCAAACUAAGUUGGCUCAAAAGCAAGAGAUUUCAAAGGAGGUUGCUGAAACCUGCAGCAGUUUCUUCCGCGGGGGAAUUUUGGCCACUUGUAGUGCUGUAAUCGAUCCCAAUCCCUUCUACGAAAUGUGUUUGGAUUUGGGUAUGAAAUCGCCGCCAAUCCGAAAGGGACAUCCUGCAGUUAAAGGAGCUUGUGCCGCAGCUUUGGCUUAUAUUGAAGCUUGUACAGCUCUAAAGGUUCCCAUGCGGGUUCCCUCUCAGUGUGUUUUCUGCCAAUUGACCAACGGUUCAUAUGUUCCCGAGGGCACUUUCAUGGAAUUAUCAGGCAGCGAAGUUCCGCGCAGCAGCGAUGUGGUUUUCAUUGUGGAAGCCAAGGAAUGUAAUGCCAAUCUAAAGGAGUCCAAGAGCAUUAUGACCGUGGUCAGCAGCAUUGAAGAGCAGCUGCAGGCCGCCAAACUAACAAACAAUCGUUAUGCCGUGGUGGCCUUUGGCGGAGUGGCUCCCUACGACAAGGCGAGAAGUGUGAUUUAUGAGCACAACGAGUUCACCUCGAGACCGGAACAACUUGUGGACUAUUUUGGCCACAUCAACACCGGAAAUGGCAGCAGCAACGACAUCCUGAUGGCCAUUUCCGCCGCUGCCAAGCUGAACUUCCGGCCGGGAGUUUCAAAGACCUUCAUCCUGCUCUCCUGCAGCAAAUGUGCGGCAAGGGAUAUGCGCUUCGAUUACACCUCCAUCCUGCAAUAUAUGCUGGAGGAGGGCAUCAACCUGCACAUCCUGGCGGAUACGGAAUUCGAUUUCGAGCGCAACAAGAAGCUGCGACACUUCUUUGGAUUGGACAGCAAGCUGGUUUACUCGAAGCGCUUCCCCGAAGGAGAUGCCGAGACCCGGAAUACAACGCACAUCUCGAAGAGCAACUUGGGCAUCUGCACAACGCUCGCUGUGGAGACGCAGGGAUCGGUGUUCAGUGCCCGCAAAUUGCAGCCGGAGCGGAAGUAUCCCAUCAAGCGGUUCGCCACCAUUUUCGCCAAGCGAGUCGCCCAAAGUGCCACGCCCAUCCAGAGCCAGACCUGCGAGUGCUCCGCCCACAACACGGGCGUCUCCUACAUGGCCUGCUCGCCACAGGCGCUGCCGGAGGAGAAGUACGAUCUGGAGGACUAUGACUCCUUUAACAACUGGGAUUGGGGAGACGAACCGGAGGGCGAUCCGAAAAUAACUUCGUAGUUCUUAGUGCGCCGCAAAUAGUUAGCUAGUUCAGUUAUGUCCCUGCAGAAUAUAAGGUUUUUCUAAUGCAUAACCGAAUGGCAUGUUUUGUAAAAAUAAAUCAACAUAUAAACUGAAAACCGAAAA